Molecule: messenger RNA, 2335 nt
Organism: Phyllostomus discolor (pale spear-nosed bat)
Lineage: Eukaryota; Metazoa; Chordata; Mammalia; Chiroptera; Phyllostomidae
Gene: EIF2AK2
Product: eukaryotic translation initiation factor 2 alpha kinase 2
Exons: 16
Coding region: 204-1829 (541 amino acids)
Biological process (GO): protein phosphorylation
Molecular function (GO): ATP binding; protein kinase activity
Source: RefSeq, a predicted model, not a curated record
AGUCCCAACCCCUAGCCUGCGUCCCCAGACCCGGAGGUGGACACUGGUGAGAGGCCCCAGACCCCUGGCCCCGCCGCACCGGUGGCGCUGACGCAGGCCCGCAGCCAAGGUGCGGGACCCUUCCCGGAUCCGCGCAGCGCGCCAAGAACAGAAAGCCAUCUUCUCCCUGAGAAGAAUUUUGAUCAGAAUUACUGGGAGAGGAAAUGGCUGAUAAUCGUACACCAGGCUUCUUCAUGGAAGCACUUAAUAAAUACAGUCAGAAGAACAAUGUAAACAUUAACUAUCGUGAACUGUCUAGGAUAGGACCUCCACAUGACUCAAGGUUUAAAUUUCAAGUUAUGAUAGAUGAGAAAGAAUAUCCACCAGCUGAAGGUAAAUCAAAGAAGGAAGCAAAAGAUGCUGCAGCCAAAUUAGCUUUCGAAAUACUUGAAAAAGAGGGAGUUAGUUCUGUAUCGUUGUUGACAGCAGAUACUUCAGAUGAUUUAUCCAUAGGGAAUUAUAUAGGCCAAAUGAAUAGGCUUAUCCAAAAGAAAAAACUACAGAUAACUUAUCAACAACAUGAAUCGUACAUCAAUGGUUUCAAAAGAUUUUUUUGUAUAUGCUUAGUUGGACAGGAAGUCUACGGUCGUGGUGAAGGUUCUACUAAACAGAAGGCAAAACAAUGGGCUGCUAAACUUGCCCAUGAGAAGUUACAAGCGGAAUCUUCCUCAAUGAAAGAUGAUUCGGUUCUCUUUGCCUCUACCCCGGCUGGGCCCAGUGACUACAAAGGCAAGUCCUCAAAUAUAGGUGAUUCUGAAUCACCAUCUGAAAAUGGCUUUUCAGAAAAUGGAUCAGAAAGAAGUGAUAGCAGUGGCAGUUUUAGCAAUACUCCUUCAUCUUCUCGGAGUGAUCUCAGAUAUAGUUCGGGGAAAGGGAGAAGAUCUAUAGCAGCCAAGUUUGACUCUCCUUACAUGGGAAGAAAUAACUGUACUAGCAAUGAAAGGCUUACCGAAUAUUUUUCUGAAAUAACACCAAUUGGCAAAGGUGGAUAUGGCCUUGUUUUCAAAGGAAAACACAGAAUUGACAAGAAGACUUAUGUUAUUAAACGUGUUAAAUACAAUGAAAAAAAUAAAGUAAAGGCAGAGCGUGAAGUAACAGUUUUGGCAGAGCUUGAUCAUCCAAAUAUUGUUCGCUACUCUUUUAGCUGGACUGAAACUGUUGAUGAUGUGGAAAGCCAAAAAGACAGCCCCCAGUACCUUUUCAUCCAAAUGGAGUUCUGUGAUAAAGGAACAUUGGAACAAUGGAUCGAUGAUAGAAGAGAGAAGGGCGCAGACAAAGUCUUGUCUUUGGAGUUAUUUGAGCAAAUAGUAGAAGGAGUGAAUUAUAUACAUUCAAAAGGGUUAAUUCAUAGAGAUCUUAAGCCAAGCAACAUAUUUUUAGUAGAUACAAAACAAAUAAAGAUCGGAGACUUUGGACUUGUAACAUUUCAGGAAUAUGAUGAAAAGAGGACACGUAAGCGGGGAACUCCCCUGUACAUGAGCCCAGAACAGAUGUCUUCACCGGAAUACGGCAAUGAAGUGGACAUCUUUGCUUUAGGGCUGAUUCUUGCAGAGCUUCUGUACAUACCACCCACUCGUUCCGAAGUGGUUCAUAUUUUCCAAGAUCUAAGGAGUGGUGUUUUCCCCGAUACAUUUGAUAACAAAGAAAAAAGCCUUCUACAGAAAUUACUGUCAGCUGAACCCAAGAAACGACCUAACACGGCUGAAAUACUGAAGACGUUGGAGGAGUGGAAGACUGCGGGGGAGCGGAAGACUGUCGUGGGAGAGAGGAAGAUGCGACACACGUAUUAGCGCCUUUCUGAAAAAGUGUCCUGCUUCUGAUGCUCACUUUCCUUGCGACUGUCCGAGACCUGCUAGGGAUUCUUUUCCUUCUCCCGAAUUCUUUUUACCACGUUUGCAGAAAGUUUUGCACUUUUUAACUUCAAAAAUGUUUUCACAUUUGACUUUUUUCCAGCUCAUCUUAUUAUGAAGAUGGGGAAAAAAUCCCUCAAUUUUUUAUAUCAAACAAUUGAUAAAUCUUUAUCAAAUGUCUACUGUUUGUAGGCCAAAAAAAUAAGAUCUUCCCAUGUCUUAAAUAGGUGAUGAGACAGUUGGAGGAAAAUGGUAACCAUGACAAGAUAAGUUGUAUGCAGUCACUUCGGAAAAUAAUUUGGUAUCCUCUAAACAUAAAUGUGUAUAUUCCAGAAUGGAAUUCCUACAUUCUGCCUAAAAGAAUGCUCAUAGAAUUCCUACAUUCUUCCUAAAAGAAUGUUCAUAGAAUUCCUGUUUGUAAAAGCCAAAGGAAUAGAAAACCAUAC